Messenger RNA from Daucus carota subsp. sativus, 1314 nucleotides. RefSeq lists its product as uncharacterized. NCBI's taxonomy places the organism in Eukaryota, Viridiplantae, Streptophyta, Magnoliopsida, Apiales, Apiaceae. Bases 106 to 1071 code for a protein of 321 amino acids. The transcript has a single exon. The record is from RefSeq and is a predicted model, not a curated record.
AACCAUAGUUCCUAUACAUACAAGAUAGACACAAGACACAUGAUAUACAACACUAUAUUCUCAUAAAGUUGAUUUCUCUCGGUCUAUUCGCAUCAAACAACAUCAAUGGACUCCGACAGCAGAGCAGAAGCCGAGCGCCUCCUCGGAAUCGCCGAGAAGUUCUUACAAUCGAAAGAUCUCACCAGCGCCCGUGACUUCGCGGUGUUAGCGCAAGAGACGGCGCCGUUGCUCGACGGCUCCGACCAAAUCCUGGCCAUCACCGACGUGAUUCUCGCCGCCGAGACGAAGAAGGUGAAUAACAAGCUGAAUUGGUACGCGAUUCUUCAGAUUGACUCGAAAUCUGAGAGUCCUGAAGUGAUUAAGAAGCAGUAUAGGAAGCUAGCGCUGUUGUUGCAUCCUGAUAAGAAUAGUUACCCUUUUGCCCAUGAUGCGUUUAGGCUGGUGGCGGAUGCGUGGGGGGUGUUGUCUGAUCAGGUUAAGAAGAGGGUGUUUGAUGGGGAGUAUGGGGUUUUUAGUAGGGUUAAUUUGGUGGGGAGGAAGGGGAAUCAGAGUAAUCAGGAUAAGUAUAAGGGGGCUUCGGGCGGGGCGAGGAGGUUGUCGAGUUUCUGGACUGCGUGUCCUUAUUGUUAUAAUCUGUAUGAGUUUCCUAGGGUUUAUCAGGAUUGUGUGUUGAAAUGUGGAAAUUGUGGGAGGGCAAUUCAGGCGACGGAGAUCGGGACUUUGCCUCCGCUUGUGGAAGGGCAGGAUGCGUAUUAUUGUUGUUGGGGGUUUUUCCCGAUGGGGUUUACAGGGAAGGAGGAUGGGGGAAGUGGGAGUGGGAAGAAGGAUUCGGGGGUGCCUAAUUUUGUGCCGCCUGUGAAUGUGGAUAAUUUGAACGAGGGAGGGGUGGAGGAGAAUGGAGGGGAUGAGGAUGGGAAUGUGACUCCGGUUUAUAGGAAUGCGAAUGUGAGUGGGAAUGUGACUCCGGUUCAUAGGAAUGUGAAUGCGACUCCUGUGCAUAGGAAUGUGACUGUGGGUUCAGCUCCGUCAACGGGUGCUAAGAAGAGGGGCAGGCCAAGGAAGAAUGUGUAAUGAAAGGCGGAUUUAAGAAGGUAAAGCUUUCCUUUGUUGAAAAAUGUUGACUAGCAAGGAACAAGCAGUAGUAGGAUUCAGAAGUUUGAUUAGCAUUGUGUUGAAUUGGAGUAGGUAGGCAGUUUCUUUAUUUCGUUGGUUAUUAUGUUGUUUUAUGUUCAUGUGGUUGUAGAGACUUGUAGUUUCCAAAUCAUGAAUUUGUAACUAACUGCUUUAAAGUUGUAGCUUUGAAUAUUGCUGUUA